AUGAAAGGAUUGACUCAAUUCAUUGUUGAUUUAAGAAAUUCCAAAGAUACAGAAGAGGAAUCUAAACGUAUUAACCUCGAGAUCAACAAUAUUCAAACCAAAUUCAAUUCAGACUCAAGUUUAAAUAGUUAUCAACGAAAGAAAUAUCUAUGUAAAUUGGUUUAUAUAUAUCUUAAUGGAUAUUAUGAAAACAUCGAUAUAGGUUUAAAUCAAGCUCUUUUGUUAAUCAAAUCACAAAUAUAUACCGAAAAGCAAUUGGGAUAUCUUUCCAUAUCAAUCUUAGGUAAUAAAUUAACCAAUGCCAAUUCAUCCAUAAAGGAUAAUAUAAAUAAUCUAUUACAUUUAACUCACGCUGAUUUAAUCAAAGAUUUACAAUCAAAUAAUGAAGAUUUCAACUGUUUAGCUAUCCAAUUCAUCGCGUCAAAUUUUAAUAUCCAUGGUAAUACAACUUUUAUUGAAGAAUCUGAUGAAAGUGCGUUGGAUUGGUUACAAUUGAUUGAUAUGGUAUAUUCAUUCGUCACAUCUCCAAUCCAUAAAUCCAUAGUUAAGAGAAAAGCGGUCAUUGCGUUAUACAGUUUAAUUAAAUUAUACCCCAAUGUCAUUAUAACUAAUAAUAAUUGGAUUCCUCGAUUAUUGACGUUGAUAGAUGAUCAAGAUUUUGAUGUUUUAAUAUCUUCAAUUGCAUUAAUUGAAUAUAUUAUUCAAUUAAAACCACAAUAUAUCAAAUCCAUCAUUCCAGCUAUUUCAUCAAAGUUACAUAGUAUCAUCAUUGAAGAUAAGUGUCCUCAAGAAUAUUAUUAUUAUAAAAUUCCAGCUCCAUGGUUAGUAGUUGGUUUAUUGCAAUUAAUUGAACAAAUAUUCUUAAUGAAAGAAAAUGAUCACUCCGUCUUCUCCAUAUCUGAUAUUGAUGAUACUACGUUAAAUAAUUUAAGACACGUAGUUUCAAAAUCGAUCCUGAAUGCAUCAGUACCAAUCAAAGGUUUACCUAAUCGUAAUUCUCAAAGUUCAAUAUUAUUCCAAGCAGUAUCAUUAGCUAUAUUUUUAGACGCGUCAGAAGAUGCCAUAAAUGGAGCUAUCAAUGCUUUGAUGUCAUUAUUAAAUUCAGCCGAUACAAAUACAAGAUAUUUAGCCUUGGAUGCAUUAAUCAAAUUAACUUCAAGACUGAAUCUUAUAAUUGAAGUUGAUGAUAUCAAAAUUCCUAAAUUAUUCCAAUUAUUAAAUGAUAAGGAUAUUUCCAUUAAGAGAAAAGCUUUGGAUUUAUUAUACACAACAUGUACACCUUUAACAUAUACUGGUAUAAUUAAUCGAUUAUUGGAUUAUUUCCCCUAUGCUGAAUUUAGUUUAAAAUCCGAAUUAGCCAUCAAAAUAGCUAUUCUUUCUGAGAAAUUUGCAACUGAUUCAACUUGGUAUGUGACGACUAUGUUAAAAUUAUUAUCAAUCAGUGGUGGAUCAAAUUCAAAUGGGAUUAGUUAUAUCGGGAAUGAAGUUUGGGAGAGAAUUAUUCAAAUCAUUGUUAAUAAUGAAUCAUUGCAAAAGAAAUCAGGAAAAUUGAUCAUAAACUUAUUGAGAAAUCCAUUAGUUUUAUCCAACGGUCAAUCCUCUCAACCUAUCGCUAUGGGUCUAUCAGAGAGUUUAAUCAAAGUGGCCGCCUUCUUGUUGGGUGAAUAUGGUUAUUUAAACCCAGAUGAUAUAAACUUACAAUUUCAAUUAUUAUAUGAUGCCUACUUUAAAGUUUCUUUGAUAACCAGAGCUAUCUUAUUAACGACCUUCUUAAAGUUCUUAGUUAAAUUCCCCGAUUUCGAUUUUGUGCCUGAAAUUAUUGAUUUAUUUGAAAUAGAAUCAAAAUCAAUCGAUUUAGAAAUCCAAACCAGAUCUUGUGAAUAUUUAAAAUUAGCCACUAUUCAAUCAAACUUCAUCUUAGCUAAUAAAGUGAUCAAACCAUUACCAGCAUUUAGAAAUGUUCAAAAUCCAUUGAUUCAUCGUAUUGGUGGAUAUCACGAUUUAAACCGAUCCAGAUCAACUAUAAUAGGUAAAUCCAUCAAGAAGAACACGACUGCGGCUGGAGGGUUAGCCAGUGAGGAAACAGUCGUUGGCGCCGAUGAUAGCGUUAACGGUGCUGAUGAUACUAAUCCAUUUGAUGACUCAAAGACGACAACCGCACUUUCUCCAAACUGGUAUCAAGGAUACUAUAGAAUGCUUCAUUUUGAUGCUGGUAUUUUUUAUGAGAAUCCAUUGAUUAAGUUAACUUAUAGAGUUAUUAAGGAAGGUAGUAAUAUAUUAUUACGUUUCACUGUUAUUAAUAAUUCUAAAAAGACAGCUGGAACCGAUAUUACCAAAUUUACAGUAUUGGAAUUGGAGAGUAAAGCUGGAAAUAAAGAUCCUAGUUAUUUACUUAAUUUGAAGCAAGUUCCGGAAUCAACUAUCGAAGAUAAGUCGAAUUUAGAAAUUGAGAUCAAAGUCCGUGGAAUCGUUGAAAAUAAUGAAAGUCCGGUCUUAUCACUAACAUUUACUUGUGGUGGAUCAUUCAAUCAACUUCAUUUGAAAUUUCCCGUAUUGUUAAUCAGAACGUUGUCAGCAACUGCUUUAGGUAGUUCUGAUGAUUUUGAAAAGAGAUGGUUACAAAUAGGCAAUUUGCUAGGAACAAAGGAAGGUGAAUCAAUAAAUAUUGUUAAGAUCACCUCAAAUUCAUUUUCUUAUUCUAAUAUUAUAAGACUUUUAUCAAGGUUAGGAUUUGCGAUAGUUUAUACAAGUCCUGAAACAACUCCUAACGAUUUAUUAAUUAAGGGUGCGGGUAUAUUACAUACACAAAAGUCAAAUUAUGGAGUAUUAACACAAAUACAAAGUGUAAAUUCAGAUCCAAAUAGUUAUAAGAUAAUGGUUAGAUGUACUGGUGGUGGAAUUUCAGAAGUUAUUGCCUUAACUUUAAAAGAAAUUCUAGAAGAGAAAAUCUAG
Scheffersomyces coipomensis is the source of this 2952-nucleotide messenger RNA. RefSeq lists its product as uncharacterized. Gene Ontology annotation, cellular component: AP-2 adaptor complex; membrane coat. The transcript has a single exon. Bases 1 to 2952 code for a protein of 983 amino acids. Gene Ontology annotation, molecular function: clathrin-cargo adaptor activity. The record is from RefSeq and is a predicted model, not a curated record. NCBI's taxonomy places the organism in Eukaryota, Fungi, Ascomycota, Pichiomycetes, Serinales, Debaryomycetaceae. Gene Ontology annotation, biological process: intracellular protein transport; clathrin-dependent endocytosis.